UUAAUUUGGAGCAAUUAAUGACGAUGUGCAGAAAAACAUCUGUGAAAAUUUUACAAAACACCAACAAAUCAGAGCAGCACCGAAGCGAAAACUUCUGCACACUCUAUUCACUCACCGAAAGUUUGAAGGUCAGUUCGUGUUGGCGAGUCCCGCAGGAUGUUUGCAAUUCGGUAUAGAGACAACACACUGUGCAUUAACUGAGGCCCACAAAACCAAGGAAAACAAAUUUGGAGUUGGAUGUCAUAACAGAAUAAAGGAAGUGUUUGGUGUGGCCUAUUAGCAUUUUGUGUUUAUUUACAAAAUGGAGACGUGCAGAACUUGUGCUAAAUGUGAUUUCGAAGAUGAUAAGAGUUGGUUCGAUUUGUUCCAUCCAACAUGUUGGGAGGAGGAAAUAGGAAAUAUACGUAUGGAAAUUAGUUACUGGAAAUUAAAGAUCUCACAAAAUGAUGGUCUGCCACAGAAAAUUUGUGUGGAUUGUUUCUCAAAAUUCUGUACAGUUUACACAUUUCAUGCAGAAUGUCAGGAAGCACAAUUAAAAUUAAAUAAUAUCUUCGAUAAGAUAGAUGCACAAAGUUUGGAAGAGGAUUCUAUAGAUAACUUGAGUCACAAUAAAUUUAUGGAACUAACAAAUAUAUAUGAUGAGACUAGUGAUAUCAUUGAAGAAGAACAUUCUAAUAGUGCAUAUAGUUUAAAUACUGCAACUAAUUUAGUGGAUGAAAUCGUAGAACAAGCAGAAAACUCAAAUAUAUUACAAAUGGAGGUUUCAAAUGUAGCUAAAGCGACAACUUCCGCUAUAGUAACUUACACUGCCGUAAAUAAGAACUCCAACGAAAUUGUAGAAAUACCACCAAAAUCACCACCACCAACAACAACAACGACAACGACCGGUCCAUUAGUUGAGCAACAAUUAGCUGAAGUUGAUAUCUUAAGUUAUAAUCAAAUAAAUGAAGAUAGCAUAAUUGAUCAAUUAGUUGAGGAUAUGAUUGAGGAGAUUGAGCCAGAAAGUGAAACACAUAUUACGAAUACUGAACUAGAGACUGCAAAUGGACCAGAUAAAAAUGAAAUCGUAUAUACUUUUGAAUGUAAAUUCUGUUAUAAAUGUAGAGCUGAAAAUAGUAGAAACUUCUCUACCCAACAGGAACUGUUAGCACACAUCACAGCCAUGCAUAAUACUGAAUAUCCAUUUAACUGCCCGCACUGUGAACAAGGUUUUCAAGAUGCUGCUUCACGUACAGUGCACAUCAAGAAUCAACAUAUUGAAAAACAUUUUAAUUGUGAUGUUUGUGGUAAAAAGUAUGCAGAUCGUUUCAAUUUACGUCAUCACAUUGAGAAAUAUCACAGUGACACUGAUUUCGAGUGUCUGAUAUGUGAAAAACGUUUCUAUUCACGUAAGAGUCUUAAUUAUCAUAUGAAAUGGCAUAAUCCUGCUCGACAAUUUAAAUGUAGCCACUGUGAUCGAUUAUUUAUUAACCAGCGACAUCUGAAGUGUCACGAAGAAACGCAUACAGGAGUUAGAAACUCAGAGCAUUGCACUUUUUGUGGAAAAUCUUUCAUACACUUAAAAACUUUACGCUGGCAUAUAUAUCGGAAGCAUGGUGGCGACAAACCCUAUAAGUGUGGCAACUGUACAGAAGCUUUCGAUUCUUACAUAGAGAAACGUUUACAUAUGCUAGAUCUACACUUGGAGAAUUUGACUUCUAUUGAAAGAACCGAAUGUAUGCUCUGCCAUAUACGUUAUGAAAACGAAAUAGACUUAAAGGAACAUAUGUUGGAAGAGCAUAAACAGGCCCGUAAGCUGACCAACAACAAUAACAACACACUUAUCAUUGCCAAUAAUAAGCGUAUUUUACAAAAUAAGAAACAGAAAAAUUAUAAUGGUCUACUGCAGUGCCAGGUUUGCUCACAGCGCUUUAAUAUGAAAUCAGCACUGGAGCGUCAUCUAGCCGUGCACUCUACAGAAGGACGUCCAUAUGCAUGCCCACAGUGUUCAAAGCGUUUUAAACGCGCCCAAGACAUGAAUUGGCACAUGAAAACUCAUUCCAAUGAAAAACCUAAUAUAUGUGAUGUAUGCGGUAAGGGGUUUGCACUGAAAUAUGUGCUAAAUCAACAUAAAAAAAGUCAUGAAGUUUUAGAGAAAAAUUUUACUUGCAUAACAUGUGGACGUUCAUAUCUUUUUGAAAAAUCAUUGCGCCUACAUGAGCGAUCCCAUUCGCAGCAGAACUAUUACAAAUGUGGACUUUGCAGUGAAAGUUUUGGAACUCAUAUUAAAUUAACUUGCCAUAUGCGUAAAACGCAUGACACGAUCAACAAUAACCGGGAACUACCUUUGGAUGAGUUGAUAAAUAUUGUGAUUUCUUAAAGAAAAAAAUACUACUAUUCCAAAUAUAUAUAAUUAUUUAUUUCAAAUACAAUAUUUACCAAAGAAAUAUAUAUCUUAAAUAUAUUUACAAAUUCAUUUAAAAAAUAUAUAUAUAAUACUAGAGACUACUGCGAAAAGCUGGAACCUGUUAGAAGUAUGCCUAGAAGACUGGAUUGCACGCUAAGCCUACUAAAAAAAUGUAAUUGCUCCGCCACGUAAAAAAUACUCGAGAAAGCAUUACAUUUAUUUAUUAAUUAAAAACAAUUUACUUUAUUAAAGCACAAAUCAUUAAAGAAAAAUUUUAACGUUAGUUAAAUGCUCAAAGUAUAUGCAUUUAUUUUCAA
Messenger RNA from Teleopsis dalmanni, 2703 nucleotides. Its product is annotated as zinc finger protein 878. The coding region runs from base 302 to 2359 and encodes 685 amino acids. The transcript is spliced from 7 exons. The record is from RefSeq and is a predicted model, not a curated record. NCBI's taxonomy places the organism in Eukaryota, Metazoa, Arthropoda, Insecta, Diptera, Diopsidae. Gene Ontology annotation, cellular component: nucleus. Gene Ontology annotation, biological process: regulation of transcription by RNA polymerase II. Gene Ontology annotation, molecular function: DNA-binding transcription factor activity; zinc ion binding; RNA polymerase II cis-regulatory region sequence-specific DNA binding.